AUGGCGGCCGUGUCAAGCGGAGGUGCUGCUGGGUCCGCUGCGGCCGGGAUUACGCACUCUGCCCGACCGACCCACGCAGGCAUGGGCUCCCAGAACCGAGCCCAGCCACCCUCCGGUAUCAGCCACUCCGGUCGCACCAGCACGGCCCCCGGGUGCAUCACCAAUCCCGGCCACACUUCGGCCACCAGGCCCCCCCCAGCCCGAGUGGGCCACUACGAAAUCGAGCGGACCAUCGGCAAGGGAAAUUUCGCGGUUGUUAAACUAGCCACACACAUAAUUACCAAAGCAAAGGUGGCUAUAAAAAUAGUGGAUAAGACCCAGCUGGACGAUGAGAACCUGAAAAAGAUUUUCAGAGAGGUGCAAAUCAUGAAGUUGCUGAAGCACCCCCACAUCAUCCGCCUCUACCAGGUGAUGGAGACGGAGAGGAUGAUCUAUCUGGUAACGGAGUACGCUAGCGGUGGAGAGAUUUUCGACCAUCUUGUGGCUCAUGGGCGUAUGGCUGAAAAAGACGCCAGGAAAAAGUUCAAACAGAUUGUGGCAGCUGUCCAUUUCUGCCACUGCCGCAGCAUCGUCCACAGAGACCUGAAGGCAGAGAAUCUCCUGCUGGACCACAACCUCAACAUCAAAAUCGCAGAUUUUGGCUUCAGUAACCUGUUUUCUCGAGGACAGCUGUUGAAGACGUGGUGCGGCAGCCCUCCCUACGCUGCACCAGAACUCUUUGAGGGCAAGGAGUAUGACGGACCCAAAGUAGAUAUAUGGAGCUUAGGGGUGGUGUUAUAUGUGUUGGUGUGCGGCGCCCUGCCUUUUGACGGCAGCACUCUACAAAAUUUGCGGGCACGUGUUCUCAGUGGCAAAUUCCGCAUCCCCUUCUUCAUGUCUACAGACUGUGAGUACUUGAUCAGACACAUGUUAGUGCUGGAGCCCAGCAGGCGGUUGACCAUGGAGCAGAUCUGUAAGAACAAGUGGAUGAGACUAGGAGACCCAGACCCAGACUUCGACAGGUUGAUAGCAGAGUGUGAGCAGGUGAAGACGGAGAGAGACACGGAGCUCAUCAAUGAGCAGGUGCUGAUAGCCAUGUGUGAGAUGGGCCUGGACCGAGAGCGCACACUUCAGUCCCUACAAACGGAUGCAUACGAUCACUACAGUGCCAUCUACAGUUUGCUGGCGGACCGCCUCAAGAAACACAAGACCCUGCGCGUGGCCCCGCCUACACCACGCUCCAUUAGCUAUCCUCUAAACGCCGUACAGACGGAUCCACAGGGUAAUCCCGUUAGCAUGACCGUUCCCCACGUCCAGCUCAUCAACCCAGAGAACCAGAUUGUUGAGCCGGAUGGCAACAUGGCACUGGACAGCGAUGAAGGGGAGGAGCCGUCUCCUGAGGCCAUGGCGCGCUACCUUUCGAUGAGGCGGCACACUGUGGGAGUACCAGACCAAAGGACAGAGAUGCAGGAGGACCUCCAGCAACUGCCACCAGGGUUCCCCCGUGGGGCAGUGCCUCAGCCCCCCUUCCCCCCACUGGCCCCUCAAAUGAGCCAAAUGCACACUCUCAUGCCCACACAGAGCCUGCAGCCCACCCAGCAGCUGGAGUACAAGGAGCAGUCUCUGCUGCAGCCCCCCACCCUGCAGCUGCUCAACGGCAUGGGGCCUCUGGGUCGAAGAGCUUCCGACGGCGGGGCCAACAUUCAACUUCAUGCUCAGCUCCUCAAGAGGCCCCGGGGGCCCUCACCGCUUGUCGCCAGUCCGCACCCUAUCCCUGCUGUAGCUCCGGUGGAUGAGGAGGGUUCGGAUGGAGAGCCAGACCAAGAGGCCGUGCAGAGGUACCUGGCGAACCGCUCCAAGCGGCACACGACGCACGCGCUCAUGAGCACAUCGCAUGGCGAGCCCUCGGCAGAGUCACAGCGGCCCCAGGGCCCCCGCCAGAGGGGGGGCUGGGCCCUCGACACACACACCCGAUCGAGCUAUAAGGACUGUAACACCCUUCAUCUCCCCAUGGAGCGCUUCUCCCCUGUCAGGCGCUUUUCUGACGGCGCAGCCACCAUCCAAGCCUUCAAGGCUCAUCUAGAGAACAGCAGCAUCAUUAAGCAACUCAAACAGGAGUGUGAACAGCUGCAGAAAAUGUAUGCUGCUCAGCAGGAUGAGCGACUCCUGGAGCACACCCAGCAACAGCAUAUCCUCUACCAGCACGAGCAACAAAUCCUCCACCAGCAAAUCCAGGGUCUGUCUUUAGGCCAUGGAGAGAGCCAGCCCAGUCAUUUAACCCACCAGCUCCAGAGGUUGCGUAUCCAGCCCUCCAGCCCUCCGCCAACACAUCCCAGCAACCACCUCUUCAGACAGCCCGACCAGAGCCCUCCGCCCGGCUCUGCAGGCAUGAUGCAAGGGCAUGUAUGUCCGUCACAAGUGCAGUACCAGCACGGUUCCCCAGCGAUGUACCAGGCCCAGAGUGGCAGCCCGCCCCCCACAGGCAUGUCUCGAGUCUCUAUACCAACCAAUCAACAAGCAGCCUCUGCCCGCCCCACCGUCCCAUUGGCACAGGGUGUACCUCUACAACAGCAGGUGACCAUUCAGGUUCAGGAGGUGGAGCUGGGUGGUGUAGCACAGAGACAGGGCGGCUUUCUGACCACGCCUGGGCACAGAGUCCUCGGGAAGCAGCUUAGCGCAGACAACGCCGAGAUGCACAGUCGCAGCCUUGGCCGCUUCACAUCGGCCUAUGACCAGGCGCAGUUUAACCCUCACCUCUUCUCUGGCGACGCCAUGUCCCGGGGGGCCGCCUACGGCCACUACCUGCAGGGCACCUCCCUCACAGUCCCCGGCCUGGAGGAUUAUGGGGGAGUUGGGGCCGGCGGUUACGGCCCCCCCUCGACACUCCAGCAGGCCCUGCUCUCCCCGACUCCUUUGGACUACCGCCCCCCCCAACAGCACAUCACUCCCACCCUGCAGGGCCUUCUGUCCCCCCGCCACUCUCUAACAGGCCACUGCGAUCCCAGGCUGCCCCCCCAGGACCUGGCUGCCCUGCUGAAGAGGCACAGCCCCCGGCCGUGCCAAGCGGCCCCCAGCCCACCCAGCGGGUCACCUCAAGAGUACGGCGAGAUGCUGCUUCUCCGCCAGCUAAGCCAGGGUGAGACCUUGGAGCCGCAGGCACCGCAGGGGGCCCCCGGGGGCCAACACUACCACCACCUGCUCCAGAUUCGACCCCCAGAGGUGCAGCCGCAGCAGCACCCGGCCCAGGCACCCUGCCCCAGCUUACCCCACUCCGAGAGCAUGGAGGAGGACGAGGUGCCGGCGAGCUACCACCACCCACACGAGGGCCUGCUGGUCAAGGCAGGAGACGGUCAUGAGCUCCUGGGGCCGCCCCAAGGAGGCACCCCCCCCUACACCUCCCCUACACACAGCCAGGGUGGAUACAUAAGGAACGCUCCAGCAACUAGAGAAUCUGAACAUGUGGAGUGCAGGCCCCAGGGGCAGGCCAUGGAGGUGCCUGACCAUAAUGGUGUUGGUUAUUCGCGGGCUCCCCAGCCUGACACCUACAGGUCCCGUGGACAGCUGCAGCGCCACCACACCAUCCAGACCUGUGACGAUGCCUAUGAUCAGGUGGAGCCUAUGUCAGGGAUGAGCCUGUUGGCCGGUAAGGCGCUAAGCUCCGCUCGCAUGUCGGACAUCCUUAGCCAGACGUCUCUGACAGGAAGCCAGCAACUGCGCCAGCGGGAAGAGUCGGAGUGUAAUGUGGAAGAGGAGCUCCUUGCGGCAGCCUGCUACCCCUCCUCCUGCACCAGUGACAUGCUCCUCAGCUACAAGCCCCCCGACCUGCAGUACAGCAUGGAGCAGGCUGGGGUCUAGCACAGGAAGGGGUGCAUCCUGUUUGCAGCGGUCCAUAUCAGCCAUCCUGAGUUGUGUUGACUUGAGUUGAGCAGCAUCACGCCAAACCACCGUUCUCUGCCCAAACAGGGGCGCUCUACGUCCAUCUGUCUGUCUCCAUCAGUCCUCGGGAGGGCAGUCCGCGCAAGACAGGGGGAGUGUGGGUGGGUGUAGACAUUAGUGGGGGUGAGGGUCACAGGUGGGGCCAGGGAUUAGUCGGUCAAAGUGCCAGCAUUUUCUGCACAGACAUCCAGCAUCCAUUGUCGCAGGUUGUCUCCUCUUUUCACAUCCCAUCAUGGGCAGAUCGGGGUUCCACUCCUCCCUAUUUCAACUCAUCCCCCUCCCCUCACCUCCUCCCCCUUACAGACCUUCACCACCACCACCACCCUCAUCCACCUGCCGCCAGGACCUAAUCCUCCCCUUUCACCCUUUAUCUUCUAUUUACUGUUGGCAUACUUCAUUAUGUGCCUCAUUGGCCAACGCAUUGAUACAGUUAUAGUUUAAAGAGUCAAACAACACAAAGAACCAUACACACUGCUGCCACAAACCCAAAGUAUUCACAUAGUGUGAGUGUAUGUAUGUAUGUGUGUGUGUGAGUGUGUGCAUGACUGAGAAGAAGAUGUAAGUGGAGGGGAAAGGUCAGGUUCAGUCUGCUCCUCCCCCCCCCCCCCCCACCUCCUGCUGUCCCGCAGCAGAUCAUUCCUGAGCAGGCUGAAGUCUCAGCGCCGGUGGCGGGGAUGACGACCCCCCCCCCUUUUCGGCUUUAGGUCGGGCUCUCUCCAAAGACUGAGCUCGGUGACAUCGCACAGGACAAACCAGCGCUCUCAUUGUUUUUUUCCUUUAUUGUUCUGGCAUUCAUUUUUUUCUUAUUUUCCUUUAAACUUCAUUUCUAUGGCUAAUGUCCACGUAGGCAUAAUGGUCACUAUUGUUACUCUUAUUGUUAUUACUGUUUUCUGUAAAAGAGGUUUUUAUCAUAAUGAAUAUUAUUAUUAUUAAAGGAAAACAGUUCUGUGUUGCAAGGAAGACAGCAUUGUUCUUUGAUUACUUAAGUAAUUCUGCACUUUCGGUUCAAGCUAUCCUCUCUCUGUCUGCCCCCCCCCCCCCUCUUCACUCUGUCAUGCUGUUUCCCCGCUUUUCAAAUCCUCCUGCCUUCCCCCACCUUUGGUUGCCCUUUGCUCCAUCCUCCUUUCCCAUGUCAGUGACAGUGUAUUGCAUUGUGGGUAGUUUUACCAGACAUUUGCUCCUUUCCUUGUACAGUGACGCCAUGUAUAGAAAGCUAUUGCAACUUCUGUAUCAAAUAAUUUUCUUUUUGUUUUUAGAUGUCGGGGAGGCUUUUUUUAUAUUGGUAUUGUUUAUCAUUUGUAUUUUUGGAUGUCUUCAAAAUGUUUUCUUUUUUGUUUUAAUGAAUUUUGAGAUUUUUAGCCAAAAGAGGACAGAGAGAAGAGACCUUGUGAUCUUUCUGUGUCGUAAAAAAGAUUGUUCUUAUUUGUUUUAAUAUUAUUAUAUCGAGACACUUGAAUAAGAGGAGAGUAAUUAUUUUGUGUUGCUUUUAAAGUAUCAUUUCAAUCGAUGUUGUUGUGACUGUCAUUCUUGUUGAUGUUGGGCCUGUUUUCUGUUAACGGGGUAGUUGUGACAGGCUAUACAGGGUCAGGCUUUGGUUUUGGUCUGGGUUGGUUCGGGUGCUACAGAGACUUGACACUCAAAAAAACGAAAAGACACAAAAACAUCAAGGGAAUAACUUGUAAUAUAGCUGACAUAUCAUCCUAAACAUCCCGAGAGGAGAUGGACAACCCCACUUCUCUUUCUCGCUGCCCUACCCAUCUGCUGUGAUCCUCCGGCCAUCUUUUACUACAUUGGCUUCUGAUUGGACGACGCCUUACGGACACGGCUCACCUCGUUACUUCGGCGGAGGAAACUACAACUACUAUCACUCGACCUUCGCUCCCUCCUUUUUUUUUGGUUAUUUGUCGGCCCUGGAGAUGGGAGGAAUUGAUGACUGCGUUUCAUGAACAGUUUAUGGAUCUCGCCGUAGAUGGAUACAUCUUGACACACCUUUCAAACAUUACACGGGAAACAUUUCCGGAGAUGACCAUAGGAAGGAAUAGCUUGACUUGGACACAGCAGAGGAACACAGAUAGAGGCUACAGCACACUGGGGACCACAGCAGAAGAUUGAACCUCUCCCUUUUUUUAAAUUUAUUUUUAUUGUUUGACUUCUAUUUAUCCUCCUAUAUACUGAGUCUAUAUUGGGCCAGCAAGAGACUGUGGGGCAAAGAAUAAAGCUCCACUUGUACGUAUUCAUACUGGCCAGGUUUCACAAUAGCUGGCUGCACGGUUGACUUUUCAUAAUGCUAUACAUCUGAGAGCUGUAGAUGGAGUCAUGCAGCGCCUGUGCUCUUCAUUUGCACUUCCUGUUUACCAACAAGCGCUCCCCUUCAGAGCAGACUGAAUUAGCUAUAGCGGUAAACCAGAACCUCUAUUAAGUGAGUGCAUACAGAAGUUAACAGUGACAUAAACUCUUUUUCUAACGUGGCUCAUUGGACAGAAGAAGGCCGUUUCCUUUCCAUCUGGGUUUUCCCUAGUUUCUCUUUAAGAUCCAUCCUCCUGUUUUCAUUGUUUGAGCCAGAAGUGAGAUCUGGAAGAGAGGGCUGGAGAGGAAAUAUCUGAAAUGGAAGACUUCGCGUCUCUUGUCCCACGGCAGGAUAGAAACUCUACAUGUAAGACCAGAGGCUCUGCGAUGUCUAUUGUGAGCAGAGCUGUUGUUUCAGAUCUGAGUAGGGAAGGGAAAGAGCAGAGGCACACAGGAAGGGACGGCGUGAAUGGAAAGUACUGCAGACGACAGAGGGGUAAUAAUGCUCCACACACAUCUAUCUUCUGCCUGAUGACUCUGACCCAACUCCCCCACUUUUCUUCUGUCUUAACUCUUCCUCCCCUUCCCCUGCGUCUUUUCUCUCCACCCCAGCCUCAGCAAGCCAGCUCUGCUCUACUCCUGUUUCUUAGGUUCAUUUUUUUUCUUUUCUAUCGGUUCAUUUUGUCCCUUUUUCUUUUUGUCGUUUUAUUUUUUUAUGUUAAUUUCUGUUGAGUACAAAAAUACUAAAGUGCAACAACAAUGAUUAAAAAGAAUAUCAACCAAACUGAGAUGGAUGGAUAAAUAAAUAUAUAUAAAUAAAGAAAUAAUUUAAAAAUGU
Messenger RNA from Gymnodraco acuticeps, 7039 nucleotides. It is a transcript of the gene sik3, whose product is annotated as SIK family kinase 3. The record is from RefSeq and is a predicted model, not a curated record. Gene Ontology annotation, molecular function: ATP binding; protein serine/threonine kinase activity; tau-protein kinase activity. Gene Ontology annotation, cellular component: cytoplasm. NCBI's taxonomy places the organism in Eukaryota, Metazoa, Chordata, Actinopteri, Perciformes, Bathydraconidae. Gene Ontology annotation, biological process: protein phosphorylation; microtubule cytoskeleton organization; intracellular signal transduction.